This is a messenger RNA of Manis javanica (Malayan pangolin), 2234 nucleotides long. The record is from RefSeq and is a predicted model, not a curated record. Lineage: Eukaryota; Metazoa; Chordata; Mammalia; Pholidota; Manidae.
UGAAACCGAGGCAGCCUACCCAGCCACGAUGCUGGUGAAGAAACACGCAGGGAAAGGAGGGGGCCGGGAGCUGGGUGCCGAGGGCCCCGGCCCCAUCGGACAGCGCUGUGCCCGGACCGUGCCCCCGUGCGCGGCCCUGGCAGCCCUCCUGUCGGUGGUGGCCGUAAUGUCUUGUUUGUACCUGGGGGUGAAAACCAACGAUCUCCAGGCGAGGAUCGCCGCUCUCGAAUCCGCCAAAGGGGACCCUUCCGUCCGUCUGCUUCCUGAUUGCCUGGAUCAGCUCAAAGCAGUGGUGCAUGAGAAAGUGGAGCGACUUCUGGCUCAGAAAUCCUAUGAACAUAUGGCUAAAAUAAGAAUCGCAAGAGAAGCACCUUCAGAGUGCAACUGCCCGGCAGGCCCUCCGGGGAAGCGAGGUAAGAGGGGCCGAAGAGGAGAGUCUGGUCCUCCUGGUCAGCCUGGUCAUCAGGGCCCUCCUGGUCUAAAAGGUGAUAAGGGAGAACAAGGUGAUCAGGGACCUCGGAUGGUGUUUCCUAAAAUCAAUCAUGGGUUUCUCUCUGCUGAUCAGCAGCUCAUUAAACGCCGCCUGAUUAAGGGUGACCAAGGGCAGGCUGGUCCUCCAGGCCCUCCAGGCCCUCCAGGCCCAAGAGGGCCUCCUGGGGACACAGGGAAAGAUGGCCCCCGUGGAAUGCCAGGAGUGCCCGGUGAACCAGGGAAACCAGGAGAACAAGGCUUGAUGGGUCCUCUGGGGCCUCCAGGACAAAAGGGUUCUGUUGGAGCACCUGGAAUUCCAGGGGUAAAUGGGCAAAAGGGUGAGCUUGGGUUGCCUGGAGCAGGAGGACAGAACGGAAUACCAGGACUAAAGGGAGAACCUGGAGAACAAGGAGAAAAGGGAGAUGCUGGAGAGGAUGGCCACAAAGGUGAUACAGGCGAAAAGGGUGACCCUGGAUCGUCUGCUGCAGGAAUUAAGGGAGAACCUGGAGAAUCUGGCCGUCCAGGGCAGAAGGGUGAACCAGGGCUUCCUGGGCUUCCUGGACUUCCGGGGAUAAAGGGAGAACCAGGUUUCAUUGGUCCUCAAGGAGAACCAGGCUUACCAGGGUUACCAGGAACAAAGGGUGAACGUGGGGAGGCAGGGCCUCCUGGAAGAGGGGAGCGAGGGGAGCCUGGUACCCCUGGACCAAAGGGGAAACAAGGUGAAUCAGGAACUAGAGGCCCAAAGGGGUCAAAGGGUGAUCGUGGAGACAAAGGGGACUCUGGAGCCCUGGGACCGAGGGGCCCACCUGGCCAAAAGGGUGAUCAAGGAGCCACCGAGAUCAUAGACUACAAUGGCAACCUCCACGAAGCCUUGCAGAGGAUUACCACCUUAACUGUCACGGGUCCCCCUGGACCACCUGGACCUCAAGGACUGCAAGGGCCAAAGGGAGAGCCAGGAUCUCCAGGAAUUCCAGGAGCUGAUGGAGAGCAGGGACUCAAAGGCUCAAAGGGAGAUACGGGGGACCCAGGUAUGCCAGGUGAAAAAGGAGGAAUUGGACUUCCUGGGUUACCGGGUGCCAAUGGGAUGAAAGGAGAAAAAGGAGACUCUGGAUUGCCAGGUCCUCAGGGACCUUCCAUCAUAGGCCCACCAGGCCCACCAGGUCCCCAUGGCCCACCAGGCCCCAUGGGACCCCAUGGACUUCCUGGACCAAAGGGUGAACCAGGGUUAAAUGGUGUUAAAGGAUUGAAGGGUGAACCAGGUCAAAAGGGUGACAGAGGACCCCUUGGUCUUCCAGGAGCAUCUGGCUUAGACGGAAAGCCAGGAUCCAGGGGUACAGAUGGCCCUAUGGGACCCCAUGGCCCUGCAGGUCCCAAAGGAGAAAGAGGUGAAAAGGGAGCUGUGGGAGAGCCUGGACCCAGAGGGCCCUAUGGUCUGCCUGGGAAAGAUGGAGAGCCUGGUCUUGAUGGCUUCCCUGGUCCACGAGGCGAGAAGGGUGAUCUCGGAGAAAAGGGAGAAAAGGGGGAAAAGGGAAAGAAAGGCAAAAAGGGGCCUAAAGGGGAGAAAGGAGAACAGGGUGCUCCUGGAUUAGAUGCACCGUGCCCGUUGGGGCCAGAUGGAUUACCCAUGCCCGGCUGUUGGCAAAAGUGAUGACUCUAACCUUCCAAGCAUGAAGUUGUGUGUAUAUAAUGGUCCACUUUUUAUAUUUAUAGUUGAAAAUCAAUUACAGAUUUUACAAGUCUGAGAUAUGUUUACAUAUAGCCGC